Messenger RNA from Opisthorchis viverrini, 1080 nucleotides. RefSeq lists its product as hypothetical. The annotation marks the transcript as partial. The record is from RefSeq and is a predicted model, not a curated record. Lineage: Eukaryota; Metazoa; Platyhelminthes; Trematoda; Opisthorchiida; Opisthorchiidae. The transcript has 3 exons.
UCGCUUUGGAGAUUUACGCCGUGGAUUCCAGAGGUGUGCGCUUUCACAGCCGCACGAUUGUCGUUGAAUUUAAUUCAUUUGUCACGCUCGUGUGCACUGGUAGUGGUGUUGACAAACCUAUACUAUGGGAGCACAAGCAUUCUGCUCAUGAGGUCUUUUACCGAGUGGAACUCUCCGAGUUUGUUUCGGUCGAACGCAAAUCUGAUCAAGAGCUGCGGCUUGCCUUGACCAAGACGCGUUUUGCAACGGCCGGCAAAUACCAAUGCAUUUCCAAAUUUUUCAAGACAUCAGUUACUUUACAAGUGCUUAAUGGUAAUCUUGAGUUCAAAAGUGCAUUCCGAAAAGCCAUCGGCUCUUUAGGCAUACAUGCUCAGACGCGAAAAAAAGUAGUGUAUGUUGGGAAAUUUCAGCUAAUGGUUCAUAAUCUUGACCUGGAAGUAGAGCCAGGUUUGGUAUGUAAAUUUGGUAUUGGAAGUCACACUAUGAAUGAUAUCAACGUUAUCUGGACUGGUGGACUUUACGCUACCAACCCAGAGCUAUAUGAACGAACCUUAUUCAUUGGCAGCGACGGAAACCUUGUCAGCUCUCUAAUGCUGCGUCGGGCGAGUACGGAUAUCAGACUAUACGGGAAGUACACAUGCGACCUUGUCGUUGAAGGAACUAAGACAAACAGUUUCGAUAUACUGUUAAAAUUUCCUCCGUUUAUCCCAAAUCCAAUGCAACUCGUGUACCUUACUUACGGUGCAAACUUCUCCUACACGUGUAACGUCAUCGUUUAUCCCCCUGUCAACAUAACAAUCACGUGGGCCAAAGAUCUGAACCGCAUCAACGAAUCCAACCAAAGGAUAGUAUUCGGUACUGAAAAGAUCCCUAACGACCGGAUAACCAUCAAGGCAAUCAGCUUAGAAGACUUUGGAGUCUAUUCAUGUUUUGCGCAAACCAUUCAAGGAAACAGAACGGGUGUUGUCCGUUUAAAAUACAGAAGUAAGCCUCGAACGAACAUUUUCUUUCGAAGACCCAAAAUGUUGCUGUUGGGGAGUCGUUUUUUGGUCUGUCAAAUUAUCCAGAGCAGCGGUUUUU